AUGGAAGUCGACUUGCAUCCUCCGGAUGACUACAGCCAUCGAUUCUUCAUCUGGCACGAAUGGAUUCAGGCGCAUGGACCUCUCACAUUGGAGAACGCCUUUGAUUACUUUACGACAUCAAUGUUCUAUGAUAAGCAGAGCAACAACCAAGUCCUCCGGAUGCAGACAAUGCACACCGGUGCACCUCUCGUGAACGAGGCCGAGGAGCUCAAACGUUUCACUGGCAUUGAGUUUGCCCUCGUCUAUGCCGAAGCUCCGUCACUGUUUAUCAUCCACAAACGCGAACGCCUCUCACCGGACGAAGUCCGGCCCCUGGCCGUGUACUUCAUUUUAAACAACCGUAUAUAUCAGUCUCCAGAUGUGUACAAUCUUGUAUCUAACAGGCUCCUUACGUCCCUGCACUCCCUACAAAAGUCAUUAGAUAUUCUCCGCGCGCAUAGGCCUGCAUACACGCCUCGUACAGGCUUCGCCUGGCCCAUCGUUGAACCGUCUUCGGGUGACGCCGCAGCGAAGAAGCGCAAUAUGGAUGUCGAAAAUGCCCCCGAGACCACACAGGAGACCGAAGCACUGUCGGACGCUCGCAGCACCCCUGCUGCUGCUAACGACACGAAGCGGCAACAGAACAACAUGCUGCUCUUUAACGCCAUGCGGACAACAGCCGUUCAUGCUCGCGAGUCAUUUCAAUUACCGGCUGUUCUUUCCGAGGAGACCGUCCCGGAAACGCCUGCUACCGCAACGGUUGGCCGGUCGUCCGUCACGCCGGCUCCCGCUCCGGUCGGCAUUGCUACAAGGGCACCCUCUAUAGCCCCUACGCCCCAAGAACCUACCAAAGGCCCGUCAGGGGGUGGCAAGAAGAAAAAGAAGAGUAAGGCUCAAGGCUCGAGACCGCCCACCGUUUCGCAAUUCCGCGCUAAUAUUAUCGCGCGCUACAGGAACGGCGACUCUUCCACAAGCUGGGUAAUGAUUCGGGUCUUCCCCAUGCAUCUUGACCAUCAGUCUCGGGAAACGACUAUAUGUGCAUGA
Messenger RNA from Dichomitus squalens LYAD-421 SS1, 1023 nucleotides. RefSeq names its product MED6-domain-containing protein. Gene Ontology annotation, molecular function: transcription coactivator activity. The coding region runs from base 1 to 1023 and encodes 340 amino acids. The record is from RefSeq and is a predicted model, not a curated record. Gene Ontology annotation, biological process: regulation of transcription by RNA polymerase II. Gene Ontology annotation, cellular component: mediator complex; core mediator complex. Lineage: Eukaryota; Fungi; Basidiomycota; Agaricomycetes; Polyporales; Polyporaceae. The transcript is spliced from 5 exons.